Molecule: messenger RNA, 1351 nt
Organism: Agrilus planipennis (emerald ash borer)
Lineage: Eukaryota; Metazoa; Arthropoda; Insecta; Coleoptera; Buprestidae
Gene: Mob4
Product: MOB kinase activator-like 4
Exons: 3
Coding region: 124-792 (222 amino acids)
Cellular component (GO): cytoplasm
Source: RefSeq, a predicted model, not a curated record
UAGAUGUAGAAAACCUGUCAGGUGCAAAAAAGAAUAGAAUGAAUUUUUUUGUAAGGUUUGUCAAUAAUUUGUGCUUUUAGCUGAAAAGUGCAGUUUUUUACCAAAUUUUAUUAAAUAAACACCAUGAAGAUGGCAGAUACACCGGCAAUAUUACGUAGAAACAGACCCGGAACAAAAGCAAAGGAUUUCUGUCGUUGGCCUGAUGAAGCUUUUGAAGAAAUGGACAGUACAUUAGCUGUUCAGCAAUAUAUUCAGCAACUUAUUCGGAAAGAUCCUGCCAAUAUAGAUCUUAUUCUAAAAAUGCCUGAUGCCCAAGAUGAAGGUGUGUGGAAGUAUGAACACUUGAGGCAGUUCUGCAUGGAAUUGAAUGGUUUAGCAGUAAGGUUACAAAAUGAAUGUCACCCUCAAACAUGCACUCAAAUGACUGCAACAGAACAAUGGAUAUUUUUAUGUGCUGCUCAUAAGACACCUAAAGAAUGUCCAGCUAUUGAUUAUACAAGACAUACCUUGGAUGGUGCUGCAUGUUUAUUAAAUAGUAAUAAAUACUUUCCCAGUAGAGUUAGUAUUAAAGAAUCAUCGGUGGCAAAAUUAGGCUCAGUGUGUAGAAGAGUAUAUCGAAUAUUUUCUCAUGCUUAUUUUCAUCACCGGAACAUUUUUGAUGAAUUUGAAAAUGAGACGUUUUUGUGUCGUCGUUUUACUCAAUUUGUGAUUAAAUACAAUUUAAUGUCAAAAGACAAUUUAAUUGUUCCUAUUAUGGAAGAUGAUGGUACUCCUGGUGAAUCAGAAGCAUAAAAAGAGUGAUAAGACCUUUUUUCGAACUUGAAUUUCUAUGUUGGAUAUAAUACUGUAAACAUAAUUGAUAUUAUGAAGUUUUUGAGGUAAUAGAAUCUCAUUUCAAAUAUCCAACAUUAUUAAUAUCUUUAUCAUCAUGAAAGUCAGAAUUACUGACAACACUGAUAACUAUAUUUUUAAUUUUUAACUGUCUUAAAUAUGCAAGCAAUGUAUUGUUAUUUAAAUUACAAUCUAAAUAAGUAUUAAUGCAAACAAUAUGUGUGAUGUAGGUGGAAAAGAUUAACACGUUUCUGCUAACUGGAACUUAUUGAUGGUCUACUUUUAAUAUCAGUGUUUACUACAAUUCAGUUUUUAUUUUUGUUUAUGUAAUGUAUAUUAUAACGUAUACCAUUUAUUAGAGCUAUAAAAUAAAGGAUUUAUAUGUAACAAGGUAUUUAAUUUGUUAAUCUUUUUCAGUAAAGUUUGUAAAUACAUAAAUUGUAUGUAUAAGUUAUACCAUGUUAAUGAAGUAGAUUGUACUCAUUCUCUUAAUAAAAGAUUUCUUUCAUAAUAUACCCAA